Messenger RNA from Metarhizium brunneum ARSEF 3297, 1098 nucleotides. RefSeq names its product Sterol-4-alpha-carboxylate 3-dehydrogenase, decarboxylating (gene ERG26). Gene Ontology annotation, biological process: steroid biosynthetic process. Lineage: Eukaryota; Fungi; Ascomycota; Sordariomycetes; Hypocreales; Clavicipitaceae. The record is from RefSeq and is a predicted model, not a curated record. Gene Ontology annotation, molecular function: 3-beta-hydroxy-Delta5-steroid dehydrogenase (NAD+) activity.
AUGUCGAAGCGUGGCGAUCUCGGCCGCGUCGUCGUCAUCGGCGGCAACGGCUUCCUUGGCCACCACAUCGUCAACAUCGCCCUCUCCCAAUGGACAAACCAAUCUGUCUCGUCCAUCGACCUCAGGUGCCAGCACAACCGCAACUCCUCCGCCUCCUACUACGAAUGUGACAUUACCAACAGCGAGCGCCUACUCUCCCUCCUCAAGGACCUCAAGCCCGAUGUGGUUAUCCACACCGCCAGCCCAACCCUUAGCAGCGAGACUAAAGUUGUCAAAGAGCUCUUCAAAAAGGUCAACGUCGACGGGACGCAAUCUGUCGUCGAGGCCUGCCAAAAGGCCGGCGUCAAGGCCCUAGUUUACACUUGUUCCGCAAGCGUCAUUAGCGAUGCCCAAACCGACCUCAGAAACGCUGACGAGCGGUGGCCCGUGAUCCGCGGCGACCAGCAGACUGAGUACUACGCCGAGACCAAGGCGGCGGCCGAACAACUUGUCCUCGCGGCCAACCGCUCCCCGCCGUCGAAGCUCCUCACCACAUCCCUCCGCCCAGCGGGCAUAUUCGGCGAGGGCGACGUCCAGGCCCUGCACGGCUUCGUAAAAGCCUACCAGACCAACAAGUCGCACAUCCAGCUCGGCGACAACACCAACAUCUUCGACUUCACCUACGUCGGCAACGUCGCGCACGCACACCUCCUCGCCGCGCACGCGCUCCUCGUCACCGCCUCAUCAGCCACCCAGCCCCUGGACCACGAAAAGGUUGACGGCGAGGUCUUCUUGAUCACCAAUGACUCGCCCUGCUACUUCUGGGACUUUGCGCGCGCCGUAUGGCGGGCCUGUGGCAACGAAACCGGCACCAGCGGCGUGUGGACGUUCGGAAGAAGCACCAGCCUGACGCUAGGCCUGCUGAGCGAGAUCUUUUUCAGCAUAAUUGGGAAACCAGCCACGUUUACAAGGACGCGGGCUAACAUGGCGACCAUGACACGAUACUACAAUAUUACAAAGGCGAAGAGUGUGUUGGGGUAUGAGCCGUUGUGGACGCUGCAGGAGGGUGUGGCGAAGGGCGUGGCUUGGUUUUUGAAGCAGGGCGAGAACAAGGCCUAG